AUGUCACCAGGUUGCGGCAGUCCCGCCAUCCCCCCCGUCGUCACGGGUUACUCCCGUAUCGUGAACGGUGAGGAGGCGGUGCCUCACUCCUGGCCCUGGCAGGUGUCCCUGCAGGAUUAUACUGGUUUCCACUUCUGCGGCGGCUCCCUCAUCAAUGAGAACUGGGUGGUGACAGCGGCUCACUGCAACGUCAGGUCCCCCGAGGGACACGGUCCUAAGCCUUCCCCAAGUCCACAAAGCACAUGUAGAAUGGAUGUGAGAGCUGAGUUCACAUCCUCUGCAGUGACUCCCGACACCCCCGCCCUGCUGCAGCAGGCCUCCCUCCCCCUGCUGACCAAUGAGCAGUGCCGUCGUUACUGGGGCAACAAGAUCAGCGACCUGAUGAUCUGCGCCGGAGCCUCCGGAGCCUCCAGCUGCAUGGGCGACUCUGGCGGUCCUCUGGUCUGUGAGAAGGCCGGCGCCUGGACUCUGGUCGGUAUCGUGUCUUGGGGAAGCGGCACCUGCACUCCCACCAUGCCCGGCGUGUACGCCCGUGUCACCGAGCUGCGCGCCUGGGUGGACCAGACCCUCGCUGCCAACUAAGCAACACACCAGUUUCACUUUGAAG
Scomber japonicus (chub mackerel) is the source of this 607-nucleotide messenger RNA. Its product is annotated as chymotrypsin A-like. NCBI's taxonomy places the organism in Eukaryota, Metazoa, Chordata, Actinopteri, Scombriformes, Scombridae. The record is from RefSeq and is a predicted model, not a curated record. Gene Ontology annotation, biological process: proteolysis. The transcript is spliced from 5 exons. Bases 1 to 582 code for a protein of 193 amino acids. Gene Ontology annotation, molecular function: serine-type endopeptidase activity.